Messenger RNA from Arabis nemorensis, 339 nucleotides. The record is from the annotation of a GenBank genome assembly. Lineage: Eukaryota; Viridiplantae; Streptophyta; Magnoliopsida; Brassicales; Brassicaceae.
AUGCAGGAAAAAGUUGUUUUCCAGUUGGAAAUGAUUGACCAAAGAACCAAACAGAAAGCGAUGAAAGUUGUCUGUGAGUUUCCAGGAGUUACUGUGAUAGACGUGAAGGAAAAAGGUAAACUAAAGGUGACAGGAGAUUUUGACAAGUUUGUAAUGACCAAGAAACUCAAAAAGAUAUGUGAUUAUGUUGACAUAAUCGCGGUUGGACCAGAUGGAAAACCAGAUCAAAUUCAGAAUCCGGUUAAAAAGCCUGAACCAAAAGUGACUAGGCCAACCACAUCUUACCCUCGUCGGAAACCAGGGCCAUCUCAGAACUCGGAUGCUUGUAUUAUCUUGUGA